CGCGACUCACACGGGUCGGCCUGUCGUAACGACAUGCCGAUUUCCAUACAUUGUACAACAUGUUCGGUGAUUGUAACGAAUAUCGACAAAUCGAUUUGUUGCCACUCACACGAUUCGAUCUGCCGAUUGGGUGUCGAUCUCAUGAUAUCUCACGAUAAUUUGUUUCCAUGGUAUCAAAAUGUCUGAAGCAGACGUGGCAGCAGUCAUCUGCUGCGCGAUAUUGUGUGAAGAAGACGGCAAUGCCAACGUGAAGAAAGAGAGAAGUUGUUGGACUAAAGAUUGGAUUCUCCGUCGCGACAUGCAGGGAGCGUACAACAAUCUGAUAAAAGAACUCGAAAUUGAGGAUGAACAGUCGUAUUACAAUUUUUUUCGCAUGGGAAAAGAAAGUUUUAACCAUCUGUUAUUAAAAGUCCAGCCAAAGAUAAAAAAGCAGGACACUAACAUGCGGGAAUGCCUUCCAGCCGGAUUGAAGUUGGCAGUUACACUUCGUUUCCUGUCUAGCGGUGACAACUUCCAGUCUCUGUCUUACCUGUACAGAGUGCCAUCCAACACCAUAUGCACAUUCGUCCCAGAGGUCUGUCAAGGCAUUUAUGAAGCCCUCCAGCCAGAGUAUGCCAAGGUGCCAAGCACUCAAGAUGAAUGGAAAAGCAUCGUGACUGACUUUGAAGACAAGUGGCAAUUUCCAAACUGUUUUGGUGCCAUGGAUGGGAAACAUUUUGCAGUGACUGCUCCCGCUCAUAGUGGUUCCCAAUUUUACAACUACAAGGGCUAUUUCAGCAUUAUAAUGCUUGCUCUAGUUGAUGCCAACUAUAAAUUUACAUUUGUAGAUGUCGGUGCCAAUGGGAGAGCUGGAGAUGCAGGGAUCUUUGCAAAUUCAGAUCUGUUGAGGUGUAUUGAGGCUAAUACAGUUAAUAUACCAUCACCAAAGCCUCUUCCAGGAAGACAAGAGGACACACCACAUGUUAUUGUGGGUGAUGAAGCUUUUCCACUGAAAACAUAUCUUAUGAAGCCAUUUCCCCAACGUGACCUACCAGAACACAAAAGAAUCUUCAAUUACAGGUUGUCCAGAGCAAGGAGAGUGUCUGAAAAUGCCUUUGGCAUUCUCAUCACCAGAUUCCAGGUAUUUCAGAAGCCAAUGAGACAAAAACCUGACAAUGCUGUCAAAACUAUUAUGGCUGCAGUGGUCUUACACAAUUUCCUGCGUACCAAGAAAGAUCGAGUUUACAGUACACACUCUGAUGUUGAACCUGACACCACACAAGUUAGUCACGCAAUGCGUCUAUCAAGACAAGGGGGCAACUUUUCCUCAUCAUCAGCCAGAGAUGUCAGGGAUGAAUUUACUGACUAUUUCAUGACAAAUGGACAAGUUGACUGGCAAUGGGACAAAAUUUAACCUUGUAUGGCACAGUGAGCUGUGUCAGUAUGGGACACACUGAGCCUAUGUCAGUAUGGUAAAUUGACCUGUGUCAGUAUGGUGCAUUUAGCUUUGCCAGUGAGUAGAUGUGCAAUCAAGAAUGUGGUAUGUAGCUGAGUCUACAUAAUGAUAAUUGUAAAUAACCACCUUUGUGUAAAUUGUGGAAGCAAAUAAACAAUACUGUAAU
Messenger RNA from Haliotis rufescens (red abalone), 1601 nucleotides. RefSeq lists its product as uncharacterized. The transcript has 3 exons. The record is from RefSeq and is a predicted model, not a curated record. Bases 179 to 1393 code for a protein of 404 amino acids. Lineage: Eukaryota; Metazoa; Mollusca; Gastropoda; Lepetellida; Haliotidae.